GCUGAAGAAUUAUAUAUAUCCAUAUAUAUAUAUCGUUCCGUUAAUAACAACAUGAAACUAUUCCUAAAGGGUUUAAAGAAAGAAGAUACACAAUCUACCUGAAAUACCAGAUGGCCCAUACAUAAACCCAGCUCGGCGCAUCCACUCGCCAACUAGUAAUUCUAGCUCGAUGCUACCAAAAUUGAAGCUCCAUACUUAACAUACUCUACCCUGUGCCGGUCUAUGGGUAUCCUUUUUAGAUGUAUCAAUUCGAUUUCUAUGUCGAAUACUCUCCGCCGCCAUCUUAUUAAAUUUCUACUCUAUUUGAGGCAAUUUCCGAAUUGGAGGUUUCAUCACUUGGCCUUUCCCCAUUUGGGUUUUUUGACUUUUUAUCCCAUACCAUCCAUACACAACUUCUCUUUCGACAAACUUUGGCUAUGAUACAAUAUUUCAAUCUCUCCUCCAUCAAUUCUUUUCAUCAACAACAAAUUCCUGUUUCUCAUCUCCGCAACCCCCUUCAUCGUUAACCACGGACAGACCUCUUGAUCUCGCCAGCUCCUGUCACCGCGGCCCCACAGUUCAAAAACUCGCCUCGACAUCCGUCGAAGGAGAGAAAGUUUGGUUCUCAAAACGCCAUAUUAAACAUCAAAGAACCCGGACAGGACGAACGCCUAGAUUCCAGGCCCAGAGAGACACUUCGGACGUAUUGUAGUAUCAGAGAAACCUUCAGAAUCCGGCUUCUUCACGAUUCUUCCGCAAGUCCAAAGAUCCCAAACGAUGCACCGCUCAAGAAGCCGUUGAAGUUCCUACAAAACUCUAAUUUAUCUAACUCGCUUUGUUUCUUCUCCAACACUUCCGAAAUCAUGGACACUACUCUAAUUACUUUCAUGUUUCAAGCAACACCUAGAACACAAUCAGUCCACCUCAUCGGAUCUUGGGAUAAUUUCACCAAACGAUAUCCAAUGGAGCGAGAUUCGAGACGCUCUCGUGAACAAUGGCGAGGUUGUCACACAUUUGACGAUAUCAUCUGUGAUGGCCACGGAAAUGGUUCCUUGAAAAGGACUGGUGGUUUGAAAAUGGCAUCAACAUACUAUUACUAUUAUGAGCUUGAUGACGGCAUCGAAGUCCAUGACACAGCUAUACCCUCCACUACUACCUGUCCUUAUAUGCCAGGUCAACCAGUUAAUAUCCUCUGGGUACCAGUCGAAGUCUCACCACCACGACUUCGAAGUGGUUCCAUGGAUUCUAUAAAUAUUACAGAAGUCAAAACAAUGAAUCCUGCCGAUAAAUUUAUGACUCCCCGUGCUCCUCCAUCGAAGCCAAAUGCUGCACGAUCAGCCUCAUUAUCGUCUUCAGGCGCAGAGGUCACGGAAAAGCUAUGUUCUUGGGCAAAAGAUGGAAAGCUUGGAUGGGCAACAAAACUCUUUUCGGGCCGUCGAUCACAAUCUUCAUCGCCUGCUCCACCACUUUCUUCAAGGCGAUCAUCUGAGCCCGAUAUCAAUCAAGCUACUACACGAAGUAGUUCUUCAUCAAACUCAAACACUAUUCAUCAAUCUAGCCCGACUCGAUUCGAACCAAUUUCAAGAACACCGUCUUUUACUAGAGCGCACGAUUCUGUGCACAACAGUCUUAUGUCUCUUGGUAUACCUGAGGAAAUUUCAGAAGACUGCGAAGAUGAUGACAACUUUGCCACACAAUUUAAAGAACUUGUCUAUGACGACAACGACAGUAUCACCAGAUUAUCCCCAGCGCCAUCUCGCCGACAACCAUCACCAACUUUUAAUCCUCACAAGCCACUGCCACGACUUCCAAAUGAUGCGUUUACAUCUCCUAUUUCAUUACCUCUUCCUCCAAACCUUACUCUGAAUCUACCAAUGUCCCACUUCUCUGUUUCCACCGCAUCAACGGCUCUUACUUCACCAACGGACUCUCAUUUCGGCUUCAGCGAUACAUCAUCAAUGUUCGAUUCAUAUGAUGAAAGCGAUUUGAAUGAAGAAACGGGCGAUACUUUCACAUAUAAUCCAAUGAUUUCAGAGGUGGAAAAGAGGAAAUUUAUAGGGUAUAGCUUACCAGAUGAAGAUAUUGCUUCGGAACAGACUAUUCGCAAGACUUCAAAUUCAAUAUCGAAAACAAAUACUAAUGAUUCUUAUCCUCGCGAUUCGGGCUUCGCGAACGGAAUCCAAGAAAGCAGCGCGAAAACAGGAGGAGGAAGUGCGUUGGCAGAUUUCUUGGAGGAUAUGGGCUAUCUGGGCGAAACUAUCCGUGAUAAAUGAAGGGUGUGAUAAAAAGACGGAAGAUCAAGUAUUGGAGAGAAUGUGUAUGAAUAUUAGGUUGUAUAUAUAUGAUGAUCGGGACGACCGGAUGAUAUUCUGGCAUUUUGGGCGGUGCUACAUUUUGCAGUUUAGCGGGGAGUUUUUGGGAAUGGCCUGGGUAUAUACAUAAGAUAUGGACAUGUAUACAGGAAGGACGUGGGGGAGGAUGAAAGGAAUGGAAAAUAUUGCAAAGCUGGUCUUGCAUGCAUGUAUCAAAAGAUGGAUGGAAAUGGGCCCAAGAAGUGAAUGAGGGGGAUAAUAGAUGAGAUAGAUUAGUAGGGUGGUUAUACUCGAGUAUAUAUCAAACUUUAAUGAGAUACUUAUAAAACCACACAAGUCAUAUGAAUAAAUGACAACUUGCA
Botrytis cinerea B05.10 is the source of this 2653-nucleotide messenger RNA. RefSeq lists its product as hypothetical. Bases 843 to 2252 code for a protein of 469 amino acids. The transcript is spliced from 3 exons. The record is from RefSeq and is a predicted model, not a curated record. NCBI's taxonomy places the organism in Eukaryota, Fungi, Ascomycota, Leotiomycetes, Helotiales, Sclerotiniaceae.